AUGGAUCGAGGGGGCGUGCUACAUGCUGCAAAAGCAUGCCAAUGAGGAGAUCAGAGGUCACAUCGACUACCUGGUCAAUCUCAUUGAAAAGGCUCAGCAGCCGGAUGGCUAUCUCAACAUUCACUUCGUCGUCAACGAGCCGGACAAGAGGUGGUCCAAUUUGCGAGACUUGCACGAGCUCUACAACGGCGGCCACCUCAUCGAAGCGUCCCUAGCUCAUCACCAGUUCACGGCCUCGCGCCAAUUCCUCGACAUCGCUCUCCGCUUCGUCCACUAUUGCGCCAGCGUAUUUGGGCCAGAGCAGGAUGGCAAGAUGCCCGGCUACCCCGGUCAUCCAGAGAUCGAGCUAGCUCUGCUUCGCCUUUACCGCAGGACGCAAGACCGCACUGCUCUUGAGCUCGCCACCUUCUUCAUUACCGAGCGCGGCAAGAAUGGUGCAGAGUACUAUGUCAAAGAGCAAGCAAAGCGCGGCGAGCAUCCGCAGCUCGCGCCUGGAGCCAUGCCCCAUUACGGCGCGUACUGGUACAUGCAAGCGCACAUGCCAAUCAAGGAUCAGCAGACCAUCGAGGGGCACGCGGUUCGAGCGGGCUACCUCUUGACAGGCGUCGCCGAUCUCGUUCUCGCGGAGGAGAGCGGGCUCUGCGCGGAGCAUCGUAAAGCUCCCAACUCCGCCGUCUUUCGUCUCUGGGACGACAUGGUCAUGCGCAAGAUGUACAUCACGGGAGGCAUAGGCAGCGUAGAUCAAUGGGAAGGCUUUUCGUCGCUCCCAUACUCGCUGCCCAAUAGCAACGACGAAGGUGGCUGCUAUGCCGAGACAUGCGCCGGCAUUUCUGUCAUCAUGGUUGCGGAACGACUGCUGGCAUUGAAGCUUGACUCUCAUCUCGCCGAGGUGGCAGAGCGAGCUCUCUACAAUGCUAGCGUCACGUCAGGCAUAUCUGUCGAUGGAAGAAGCUUCAUGUACGUCAAUCAACUGGCAAGCAGUCCUCAGCAAGCCUGUAGCCGCUUCGACUGGUUCGACUGCGCCUGCUGCCCUCCGAACGUGCUGCGCACCCUAGGCGUACUGGGCGGCUUCUUCUGGUCGGUCAGCGGCGACCACACGGCUCUCGCCAUCCAUCAGUACUUUGACGGCGCCAUCGAGCUUCCAAAUGGCGCCGCAAAGCUUGUGAUUAAGACACAAUACCCAUGGCAUGGGCGCAUUGAGGUAUUUGUCGACCCUGGAACUUCAAUGAAGGUACUGUUACGUGUGCCCGGCUGGGCAGUCAACAGCGCUUGGUAUGCUUUUGAGCCUGCUCGACAUCGCCUUGUCAAUGGAUAUAUCGUGCUUUCGCCUGGCAACAACGUGCUCACCCUCGAAAUGCAGCCGCGCUUGGCUCGUUGCCACCCUGAUACAAUGCAAGAUACGGUAACGCUCCUGCGCGGACCUCUCGUUUACUGUCUCGAAGACGCGGACAAUCCGUGGGCCAAGAACCACUUCAAGGAGCUGUGCAUCUCCGCUGAUACUGACAUGGCCUCCGUGAAGGAGGUGUGGGAGGAUGGCGUCCUCAAGUUGCCCCUUCCGAAAGCAGGCUACCAUUUGCGAACGCCUCGAGGCGAAGCUGCCACGCAUCUUUACGCCGGAGCGAAUGAAGUCGCCAACACGCCACACUCCAAGGCGUACGAAGAAGCUGAAGGUCAAGGCCGAGACCUCGUCUUCAUCCCCUUCUUCUACCGUGCCAAUCGCAAGAAGCAGGACGUACAGGUCCGGACGUCAUUCAGACGCAAGGCUUGAGUGAGCUUGCCGUGGAAGAACAAAGAGGCACUGGGGAUCCACACACCGGCAAUCGAAUGCUAUUCAGCCGAACGAAGCUUCUGACGUCGUGAUCGCCGAGGCUCCCACGCCUGGGCUCAAGAAAGGCUGCGGCGUCUGACACCAUGGCCAGAUCCAACUUACCUUCUUUCCUCUCGAACCAAUCCCCGCCUCCCGGACCUGAUCGACCCUGAUGCGGCGCGAACCCAAUUUUGCCUCGUGGAACCCCUUCGGCAAAGUUGGGCUGCCUCGGAGACGUCAGGCCCUGCAUCGACGACGUCGAGAGCAACUCUAUGUGCGAAG
This is a messenger RNA of Jaminaea rosea, 2089 nucleotides long. Its product is annotated as DUF1680-domain-containing protein. Lineage: Eukaryota; Fungi; Basidiomycota; Exobasidiomycetes; Microstromatales. The transcript has 2 exons. Gene Ontology annotation, biological process: carbohydrate metabolic process. Bases 23 to 1768 code for a protein of 581 amino acids. The record is from RefSeq and is a predicted model, not a curated record.